This is a messenger RNA of Alosa sapidissima (American shad), 907 nucleotides long. RefSeq names its product protocadherin Fat 1-like. Gene Ontology annotation, cellular component: plasma membrane; cell-cell junction. The transcript has 11 exons. Bases 1 to 879 code for a protein of 292 amino acids. The record is from RefSeq and is a predicted model, not a curated record. Lineage: Eukaryota; Metazoa; Chordata; Actinopteri; Clupeiformes; Clupeidae. Gene Ontology annotation, molecular function: calcium ion binding. Gene Ontology annotation, biological process: homophilic cell-cell adhesion.
AUGGUGACCAGCCGCUGGAUCUGGACUGUCCUGCUGUUGGGCUUGGGGUUCACGGGCAACAUUCAAGGGUUUCCGGCACGGUCUUACAACAGAGAGAUGUGUCGUGUUGCUCCCCCAGCCUAUGUGCAGUUCAGUUACCCACUUCUGAGCUAUACUGUUGGAGAUGCAUCAGCUUUAGUGUUCACAAAGAAACCUCUGGAUGCAGAAGCUCUCAAAGAUGUCAGAAACAACAGAACACUUGCACUAGAUGACAUCAAUGACAAUGCACCAGUGUUUGAGAAAAAGAAGUACACAAAGAGUGUAUCAGAGGCAAAGCCAGUUGGCAGCUGGGUGAUUGAAGUCCAAGCAUUUGAUUCAGAUGUCUCCCCCCUCUAUAGCAGUUUUAGAUACAGUAUCGAGCCGCCUUCAGCUACAUUUACAAUGGCAGGUGGAUUAAUGCUUUUGCAGGAACAGCUGAACUACACUCUAACAAAACUGUACAAUUUAACAGUGAAAGCCAAGGAUUCUUUUGGCAAAGCAGGAGAAACUACUGUUGUAGUUCAUGUGUUGAAACCCCCAGGACUUCAUUUUGAACAUGACCUUUACAAUGCCAUGAUACAUGAGAAUGAGGUUGGCCAAUUUCUAUCGAUUUAUCCAGCUCCAAUAAAGGCCUUUGAUGGGGUUCAAGAGAUCAUUUACAGCAUCAAUAAAGUAUCUCCUGGAGAGUAUUGGGGAAAGUUUUCCAUUCAGAAGGAAACUGGAGUCAUCAACAUUGAUAAAGAACUGGAUAGAGAGAAAGCAUCCUUGAUAAACAUGACCAUAAUGGCCUCACUAAAGAAUGACAGCAUGAAGACAGCAGAUACCAUGGCUAUUGAGUGCCCUGUGUACGCUAUAGCUUAGGCUACUUUACAGAGGCGACAGAUCGGCC